This is a messenger RNA of Phyllopteryx taeniolatus (common seadragon), 2443 nucleotides long. RefSeq names its product ubiquitin specific peptidase 12b (gene usp12b). Bases 111 to 1259 code for a protein of 382 amino acids. Lineage: Eukaryota; Metazoa; Chordata; Actinopteri; Syngnathiformes; Syngnathidae. Gene Ontology annotation, biological process: protein deubiquitination. The record is from RefSeq and is a predicted model, not a curated record. The transcript is spliced from 10 exons. Gene Ontology annotation, cellular component: cytosol; nucleus. Gene Ontology annotation, molecular function: cysteine-type deubiquitinase activity; cysteine-type endopeptidase activity.
GGUGUCAAAGUACGAGCGCUGAAGCCGUGAAGCCUCUCCCGGAACUGUGCAGCCGCGUCGGCUGGGGCAAUUUCACCAUCGGGGUUUGGGUCCAACAUGGCGACGCACGGAUGGAAAUACUGAUGACAGUCCGAAAGAUCGCCUCGAUUUGUACGAUGGGCGCCAAUGCCUCUGCUUUGGAGAAGGAGAUCGGACCGGAACAGUUUCCCGUAAAUGAGCACUACUUCGGAUUGGUCAACUUUGGCAACACCUGCUACUGUAACUCGGUGCUGCAGGCUCUCUACUUCUGUCGUCCGUUCAGGGAGAAGGUGCUGGCCUACAAGGUGCAGCCCCGACGCAAGGAGUCUCUCCUCACCUGCCUGGCUGACUUGUUCAACAGCAUUGCAACGCAGAAGAAGAAAGUGGGCGUCAUCCCUCCCAAGAAGUUCAUCUCGCGGCUGAGAAAAGAAAACGAGCUGUUUGACAACUACAUGCAGCAAGAUGCCCACGAGUUCCUCAACUACCUCCUCAACACCAUCGCGGACCUGCUCCAGGAGGAGAAGAGCCAGGAGCGGCAGCAGAACGGAAAGCUGCUUCAGAACGGAGGAGGAGGAGAGCUAGUAGGUGGAGGCGGAGGAGGUGGAGAGGGCGAAGGCGGGAAGGAGACGCAGCGGACGUGGGUCCACGAGAUCUUCCAAGGAACGCUGACCAACGAGACGCGCUGCCUCAACUGCGAAGCCGUAAGCAGCAAAGACGAGGACUUCCUGGAUUUGUCGGUGGACGUGGAGCAGAACACGUCCAUCACGCACUGCCUCAGGGACUUCAGCAACACGGAGACUCUGUGCAGCGAGUACAAGUACUACUGCGAGCAGUGCCGCAGCAAACAGGAAGCCCAGAAAAGGAUGCGGGUGAAGAAGCUGCCCAUGAUCCUGGCGCUGCACCUGAAGCGCUUCAAGUACAUGGACCAGCUGCACCGCUACACCAAACUGUCGUACCGCGUGGUCUUCCCCCUGGAGCUGCGCCUCUUCAACACGUCGGGAGACGCCACCAACCCGGACCGCAUGUACGACCUGGUGGCCGUGGUGGUGCACUGUGGCAGCGGGCCCAACCGAGGCCACUACAUCACCAUCGUCAAAAGCCACGGCUUCUGGCUCCUCUUCGACGACGACAUCGUAGAGAAAAUUGACGCGCAGGCCAUCGAGGAGUUCUACGGCCUGACGUCAGACAUUUCCAAAAACUCGGAGUCGGGGUACAUCCUCUUCUACCAGUCCAGAGACUGAAGGCGGCCUGGCGUUCGGAUUCACGCGACGCCGGGGGCGUGAGGGCCGAGCGUCCGGGCCUUUUUUUAUUCCCCCCGGCCGCCCGGGAUCGGACGAGACGUCCCGGCGGCCUCGGGGAAGACCGACGCGAGCCACGCCCUCCGCUGUGAGGCGGGCUCUGCAACUGACGGGACUCUUUUUUUGCACACGCAUAUCAAACGAUGUGAAAUUCGCUCGGACUCCCACGUGACUCCAAAGAGGUCCCAAAUGAACUUCGUGGCGCGUUUGUGUGGCGUCUCAUACUGCCGACCAACAGACUCUGGCAACACGUACCGACUGGUCCGAGCAGAGAGCGGCCGCGGCAGUCGCGCUUUCUUUUUCCUUCCACGACGGCUGUAAUCGCGGUCGGCCAUUCGCAAAUUCACCUUUUCCCGAUUCGUAAGGCUUCGCAGCGAACCAAAGCUCGCCACGCCCUUGCACCGUUUGCGUGAAGGCUCAAAGUGCGCAAAUUCGAUCAACUCAAAUGACAUUGUUUUUAUUUAAAUAUUCAGAUUAUCAUUUUACUUGGACGUCACACACUUCACUAAUGCCCCUUGUCUACCAUUGUUGUGUAGACAACUCUGGCUAUGUGAGACUUUGAGAGUGCGGAUGUGUACAUAUAUACAGAUGAUAUUGGAAGACAAAAUAAAUGCUUGCUUGAAAUAAUCAUCAGAAACACGGGAUUAUUGCGCACCUAACAUACUGCGCCGACGACAGCACUAAUGUAAAUUGCUGCUCUCUAGUGGUUAAACACCAGUACUCCCUUUCAAGAAUAACAUUUUUUUUACAUUACAUCAUUCAUUACCAUAGUCACUCAACAUAUGAGUACCGUGUCGCUAAUCAGAGGCUAAUUUGCGCCAACGCUGCAGCUCGGCUUACCUUCUGGCUUUCACAUGAUCUGCGUAGCGCGGCCGUCGUUUGCAGCCAGGUCGUCGGCGGGGAAACUGCGUGGGGCGUGGGUAUUAUGCAAAUUAGCUCAACAGUUACAUCACAAUCUCCCCAAAAAUACAAGUGCUCAUACAUUUUCUGAAAUCCCACACCCAAGGAUGCAUUUCAGUCAUAUUGACAGUGGACACUUUAUUGCAUAUUACAGAACGCUAACGAACAAAAUAGUUUUGAGUCAUGCAGCUCUAAAAUGUGCCAAAAAAAAAAAGUACAUUACAGUA